AUGGUGUCGCUAGCUACUGUAAUCUUCCUUCUUGGAGCAAUCUUCAUCCAUGAAGUAUGCGGAGGUCCAACAACAGAGCAGCUUUUUCGUCGGAAGUGGUACGAUCCUGACAGCAAUCUUACGGAUCCCACACUGAGGUUCAAACCUGGGUCUGAAUCUGUACGCAAACAUCAUGGAUUAAGAAAGCGUUCACUUUGGAGUAGAUUGUGGGAUCUUUUGAGUUCACUUGUUGGUGAACCUCUUACCGAUCAAGAACGUUCCGAAAAACGUAAGGAGUUGGAGAGAAGGCUGCAAAUGGAAAGAAGGCUGCACAACAUCAGCGAGUACGGUCAAGGACAUGGUCAUUUUGGUGAUGGCUUUUUUGCGGGCCAUCACCCCCACGAUUAUUAUUAUUACGAAUAUUAUAUGGAUCAAGGCCCCAAUCCUGAUCUGAGAUAA
This is a messenger RNA of Cylicocyclus nassatus, 438 nucleotides long. The record is from the annotation of a GenBank genome assembly. NCBI's taxonomy places the organism in Eukaryota, Metazoa, Nematoda, Chromadorea, Rhabditida, Strongylidae.